UAUAAGAGCUAAAAGUAGAGUUUGACGAACAAAACUCAACUCGCGCCUUCCACUAUAAAAUUUCUUUUUGGUAUCAGCUUUUCAGGGUUUUGAUCGCUGAAUGAGAUCAAGAAAUCGAAGUGAAGGGAGCUUCAGAAGUACCAUAAAGAUUUUCUUGUGGGCCUACUCAGUCAAUGGAUCAGCAAGGGCAUGGGCAGCCCCCAGUCAUGGGGGUGGUGGGCAGCACAACUCAGAUGUCCUAUGGUAUGGUGCCAUAUCAACCUAACCAAAUGAUGGGACCCUCCCCUCCUGCCUCAGUUGGUGGAUUUCAGUCUCCUCCUCAGGCAGCAGGUGUCUCUGCACCUCCAUCUCAGAUUGCACAGCAUCAACUUGCUUAUCAGCACAUCCACCAGCAGCAACAACAGCAACUGCAGCAACAACUUCAGAACUUCUGGGCGAAACAGUACCAAGAAAUUGAGCAGACAACUGACUUUAAGAACCAUAGCCUGCCAUUGGCUAGGAUUAAGAAGAUAAUGAAAGCAGAUGAGGAUGUAAGAAUGAUAUCUGCUGAGGCUCCAGUCAUAUUUGCCAGGGCCUGUGAGAUGUUCAUCCUAGAACUGACACUGCGGUCUUGGAACCACACAGAAGAGAACAAAAGGAGGACGCUUCAAAAGAAUGACAUUGCAGCUGCCAUCACAAGGACUGAUAUAUUUGAUUUCUUGGUCGAUAUUGUACCAAGGGAGGAUUUGAAAGAUGAAGUACUAUCAUCAAUCCCAAGAGGGACUCUUCCAGUUGGAGGUCCAACUGAGGGUCAUCCUUACUAUUAUAUGCCACCACAGCAUGCUCAACAAGCUGGAGCUCCAGGGAUUUUUGUCGGUAAGCCUGUGGAUCAAGCCCUAUAUGGUCAGCAGCCUUAUCCUUACAUGGCUCAGCAGACUUGGCCGCAGCAACAGCAACCUCCUGCAGAAUCCUAGGCUGGGAGGGAGUGGCUGGACCCAGAAGAUGAAAGACAAUUUGAAUGUUUAAUCAUCAUACUUGCAGUUGAAGGUUGAAUGCUUUUAGAGCUCCUGUGGAACUGUUCUUUUUGCUUCCUAUUAUUACAACUAUAAUACAUUUUAUGUUCUUAGAUUUUGUUAUCGUGUCCUUGUUGCAUCUUUCCUAAUUCUGUAAAAAUGCAAACUCUGGCAUUAUAGAUAAGUGGAGCUCAUGGUUUUCUUGUAUGUAUUGUUUAGAAAAUUCAUGUCUCCGCACGUUGUCUCUCCGGACAAGAUAUUAUAUGUGUUUUCUACAUCCUUUUUUUCAGCUAUAAAAUGCUUCGAAAGGUGGUAAAGAGUUGUGAUAA
Cornus florida is the source of this 1321-nucleotide messenger RNA. Its product is annotated as nuclear transcription factor Y subunit C-9-like. Gene Ontology annotation, molecular function: DNA-binding transcription activator activity, RNA polymerase II-specific; DNA binding; protein heterodimerization activity. The coding region runs from base 174 to 953 and encodes 259 amino acids. The transcript has 3 exons. NCBI's taxonomy places the organism in Eukaryota, Viridiplantae, Streptophyta, Magnoliopsida, Cornales, Cornaceae. Gene Ontology annotation, cellular component: nucleus. Gene Ontology annotation, biological process: regulation of DNA-templated transcription. The record is from RefSeq and is a predicted model, not a curated record.